Messenger RNA from Colletotrichum lupini, 330 nucleotides. RefSeq lists its product as uncharacterized. The transcript has a single exon. Lineage: Eukaryota; Fungi; Ascomycota; Sordariomycetes; Glomerellales; Glomerellaceae. The record is from RefSeq and is a predicted model, not a curated record. The coding region runs from base 1 to 330 and encodes 109 amino acids.
AUGGAGUGCAGGAGCCGGUUUAGUAGGCGGGCCAACAGUGUCCGCUCGGGCAGCGGCUCCUUACUCUGUGUCCCACGCCUGCUCCUGGAUUACGCUGACACAGCUUUCUCGAAACACUCCAAUGGCGAGAAAACUCCUCCGAGCCUUUCGGCGGAGACCCCGUCAUUUUCGUACGGCAUGAACUGUACAGCUUUUCGCCGUGUCGUGCACGAUAGGUAUUUGUUCCGUCCUCGGCGCAAGCAGUGGCAUUCUAUUGUUCGAGGUAGAAAGGGGUGGGAUCCAUGGCCACAGUCGAGUCUCAACCGCAAGAAAGCAAAGAAUAUCGAAUAG